AUGGCUUCUCCAAUGCAACAGCUCAUUCCCGUGGCUCUCCCUGCAUACGCAUGUCCAGCGGGCACUAGAAUGCACAUUCUCAACCUAGGCACUUUAUCGGUCGACGAAGGCUGGCUCCUAAUGGGUGCCAAUGCGGGUUCAGCUAGCAACCCAAACCCCGUCCAUAAGUGGAGAGAUCUGAUGAUGAUUGCUGGGCUGAUAAAUCAUCCAGAGAUGGGGCUGAUCCUGUUUGAAUGUGGAAGUGUAGAGGAUAUCGACGCGCAAUGGAGUAGCGAGGCGACAGAUCUAUUCCCUCGCACAAGUUAUACGGACAAAAAUCAUUUACCAGAGGCCAUAAAGUCCGCAGGGUAUGAUAUUAAGGAUGUAAAGGCGGUGAUCAUGGGUCACUUGCAUUUGGAUCACGCCGGGGGAUUGGAGCAUUUCCGGAAUACAGGUGUCCCAAUCUAUGUCCACGAGGAAGAGUUCAAACAUGCUUGCUGGGCGGCAGGAACGAAUUCAGACGGUGGUUUGGCGGAUUAUCUGAAGCUUGACGGUACCAUAAGCUGGCAGACAUUCAACGACUCUCAAUUGGACCUUUGUACAGGCUUGACACUGCACCACUGCCCUGGUCAUACCCCAGGGUUAUGCAUUUUGCAAGUCAAUCUGGCAAAAGACGGGACCUUCAUUUGGACAACAGAUCAGUAUCAUAUCAAAGAGAAUUUCGAGAUGAAUUACGCACAUGGCUGGCUUUUGCGCGACUAUCGCAGCUGGCUGGAUAGUGGGAAAUUGAUCAGACGCUUGCAAAAGUUAUUCUCUGCUACGUUGAUCUUUGGUCAUGACUUGGAGACUGCGGAAGAGCUUAUAAAAAGAAAGGCUUACUAUGAAUAG
Molecule: messenger RNA, 867 nt
Organism: Penicillium nucicola
Lineage: Eukaryota; Fungi; Ascomycota; Eurotiomycetes; Eurotiales; Aspergillaceae
Product: N-acyl homoserine lactonase family protein
Exons: 4
Coding region: 1-867 (288 amino acids)
Source: RefSeq, a predicted model, not a curated record